UUGCAUCUCUCUGGAUAUAAUGGAAUACAAGGAAAAGCCUAUCAUCAGGCAGACAGGAAGGCAAUACCAAAAAGGACCUGUUCGUUUUGUCUCCAUUUUGUUGGACUCGUGGAAACCUGUUCAAAGUGAAACUAAUUCUACAACUGAAAAACUUAAACCCGUUACAAUACAAUGUCAAAAUGUAUCAAAUGAAUCGAUUAAUGUAGAUUUGUCAUUAGAUUCACAGAAUUCAUCUACAACAACUACCAAAGGCAUCAAUAUUUCAAUUCACAAUGUUCGAUCUUUGUUGAAUGCGAAAUCAUCACAAACCUCCGGUUCUCCGAAUUCACACAAAGAAAUCACCGGAGUAGAUGAAGUCAUGGAAGAGAUAAAAAACACGUGUCCAUUUUGCGAGAAGCAUUUUAACAAUGCAAAACAAGUUGAGCAACAUGUCAAAUAUGCACAUCGUAAACCACAUCAAUGCGACAGGUGCAAAAGAACUUGUUAUACGCCAAGGGCACUGGAGGCGCACAAAAGAAUACACCGGCCGGACUAUUUCUUUGAGUGCGAAAUCUGUAAUGUGAAGUACAAAAGUGAAGAUGGACUAAAAAGACAUUACAUUCGCGCUCAUAGCGAUUAUGAAUCGAGGUACGUUUGUGAACAUUGUGGUCGUAGUUAUAAGCUGAAGAUCGAUCUAACGCAUCAUAUGAAAAGAACCCACGUAUCGGAUCUACAAAUCUGCCGCUUUUGCGGCAAAAAGGUCAAGGACGUCAAAGGCCACGAGUGGCGGCAUCAGAAACGAAAUCGUGAGAUCAAGUAUGAAUAUCCAUGUCACUUGUGCCGUAAAAAGUUCCAUCAUAGAAGUAGACUGGACAACCAUCUGAUGUUGCAUAAAAAAGGUUUUAAAUGUGAGAUUUGUGGCAAAGAGUACAGUGGUACUCGCGAACUCACGAGUCAUAAACGUUUCAAACACGGCCAGAUAAACAUCUCCACUUGUAUUCUGUGCCAAAAAACGUUCUUGUCCAUUAGCAAUUUUUAUCAGCAUGUGCUCACCCAUGCCAGCAUACGGCCAUAUAAAUGCGAUGUCUGCGAAAAGGACUUUACGCAACGCUCCAGUCUACUGAGACAUAGAAAGCAUCAUCCUGGACCAUUACCGCCGUUAUCAUCGUCCCAUCCGCAAAUAGCCGAGCUCGCCAGGAAUUACCUUGAAAAGAUUAAAAAUGACCAUAUCAAUAAGAGUUUCGUAUUGGAUUCACAAUCGAUUGACGAUUGAUGUUAACAAAGGAUUAUAAAGUGAUAUCUUGAAGU
Molecule: messenger RNA, 1287 nt
Organism: Mycetomoellerius zeteki
Lineage: Eukaryota; Metazoa; Arthropoda; Insecta; Hymenoptera; Formicidae
Product: zinc finger protein 184-like
Exons: 2
Coding region: 20-1252 (410 amino acids)
Source: RefSeq, a predicted model, not a curated record